UCUAUUACUCAGUCAGUGUUUAGUUUGAGGCAUCUCUCUUCAGGUAGACUAGACAAUUCAUUGACAACGUGAAAUACAGUUCAACUUUGAUCUAUUUUGGUGGUUUCUUUGCUUUCAAUUGUGAACGUUAUUGGUUUAUUCUGCAAAAUGAACAAAGUAAUUCGCAUCAUUGUUUCAUUGACGUGUGUCCUGACAUUAGUACAAAGAACGUCAUCUGAUGUCAUGAUGUCCUCCAUGAAGAUAGAACGCAUGGUCGAGAAUGAGGAGAGUCUGUUGCAACAACUCAAAACUUUUAUCGAUGAUCAGCUGGACAGGAUCAAAGUCAUGACACAAUUCUUCGCAGAUCGUUGGCUUGAGAUACACAUGGACAAUUCAACAACACAAGCUGAACUGGACCAUCCCAAUGCUAUUUUUCUUGUUAUUAAACAUUUUUCAGAAAAGUAUGGCACCGCUCUUGGCAAUAAAUUGGAUAUUUUCCUUCAAUUUGCAACGCUACCAGAUGACAUAUUUUUGUCUGAUGAAGAGGACAUUCACACUGCAUCUUUAGCUCUUAUACGUCUCCAGAAAUUGUACAAUCUAAGUGUUUCUGAUAUGAUUAAUGGAGAUUAUCUUGGAUUUAAGGGACCAUCACUCACCAGUUUAGAUGCCUUUGAAAUAGGAUUACAUGCCCUUGAAGAUAAGGACAUAAAUAAAAGCUUGGAAUGGUUGCAUGCUUCUUUAGCUACGCAAUCAGAUGGGACAUAUUCUCAAUGGAAAGGAGAAGAAAAACUGGACAUCGCUACAGUAAAAGCAAUAAUGGGACAUACAUAUUUAUACUUCGGCGAGGUUGAAGAAGCAGAGAGUCUGGACAAUGAAACAAAGACGUUAAAUACAAAUCACAGUCUUGUUCUGAGAGUUAAAAAUGCAUUGAGGAAAACUGAGACUGAAGAGGAUGGUGCAGAGUUGGAAGAAAGCAGUAUAUACUACGAUAACUACACGAAACUGUGUCGCCUUCAAAGUCAGUUGUAUGAGGAGCCCCCCAACGACGUCAGACUUGUGUGUAGAUACAGAGAAACUUUGUUACCAUAUUAUCGCUUCCAAGAGGAACUACUCUCUAUCUCUCCAUUUGUUUCACUGAUCUACAAGUUUACCACUGACGCCGAGAGUGAAUUCUUUAAAACUGCUGUCCGAAACAAGCUAGUAAGAGGUCGAACAUUCAAAGGUAAACAUCCUGGUGUGGUAUCGAAAGGAAGAACUGGACACAUUGCCUGGGUUGAUAACGAAGAUUCAGAACUUGCCAAUCAAGUAGCUGAAAAAAUAACCCAAGUAACUGGUUUGAAAGCAUCGAGGAUUGACUACUCUGCUGAAUCCUAUCAAGUGGUCAACUAUGGCUUAGCUGGACAUUAUUAUGUUCACAUGGACGCCAAACAGGAUACGUUUGAAAGAAUACUGACAUUUCUCAUUUAUCUGAGUGAUGUAGAAAUGGGCGGUAAUACAAUCUUUCCAAACGUCGGAAUCUCAGUAAGUCCACAAAAAAAUAUGGCUUUGUUGUGGUACAACUAUAACCCUGCACAUGAAUUGGAUAUUUUGACUGAACAUGCAGGAUGUCCUGUUUUAAAGGGGCAAAAGUGGAUUCUCACCAAGUGGAUAUUACCUGGUAAAAGUAAUAUAUUUAGAAGGCGGUGUGGUCUAAAACCAAAUCUUACACAACUAGACAUUGAGGACAAAAUGAGAAGGAAAUAUAGAACAUAGUUUAUUAGUGCAGAAAUUAUCACGUACGUCUUAAGAUGUGUCAAAAUAAACAUUUUGUUACAUAAUA
Molecule: messenger RNA, 1798 nt
Organism: Biomphalaria glabrata
Lineage: Eukaryota; Metazoa; Mollusca; Gastropoda; Planorbidae
Product: prolyl 4-hydroxylase subunit alpha-2-like
Exons: 15
Coding region: 148-1731 (527 amino acids)
Biological process (GO): peptidyl-proline hydroxylation to 4-hydroxy-L-proline
Cellular component (GO): endoplasmic reticulum
Molecular function (GO): procollagen-proline 4-dioxygenase activity; L-ascorbic acid binding; iron ion binding
Source: RefSeq, a predicted model, not a curated record